Messenger RNA from Ilex paraguariensis (yerba mate), 1317 nucleotides. The record is from the annotation of a GenBank genome assembly. Lineage: Eukaryota; Viridiplantae; Streptophyta; Magnoliopsida; Aquifoliales; Aquifoliaceae.
AUGCUAUCCGGUGAGAUUCCGAGCAGUCUUGGCCGUUGCAUAAGCUUGAGAGCGCUCUACAUUGAUGGUAACUCGUUUCAAGGGACCAUUCCUCCAUCUUUAAGUUCUUUGAGAAGUGUUGAAGUGUUAGAUUUUUCUCGCAACAAUUUGACCGGGCAAAUUCCAGAAUAUUUGGAGAAUCUUAUAUUUUUACAAAAUCUAAACCUAUCUUUCAAUGAUUUUGAGGGUGAGGUACCACUAGGAGGAGUUUUCCAAAAUGCAACUGCAGUUUCAGUUGUCGGAAAUAGUGAGUUGUGUGGGGGUGUUCCGGAAUUGCAGCUGCCUAAAUGCAGCAUCAAAGAAGCAUCGAAAAAACAUGGAAUCUCUUUUGCUGUAAAAUUAGCAGCACCCAUAUCUAGUGGGAUCUUGGUGCUAAUUUUGGUGUUGUUUUCUGUUUUUAUUUACAAAUGGAGACAGAGAAAGUUCAGCUCCGUGUAUAAAGGAAUUCUCGACGAAACUGAAACGGUUGUUGCUGUGAAGGUUUUAACUUCUUGUUCUAGCAUUGAUUUUCAAGGAAAUGACUUCAAGGCUUUGGUUUAUGCAUACAUGGAUAAUGGGAGUUUGGAUAGUUGGUUGCAUGAGAAUCCUAUGUUAGGGACAGAAAAUGAGAAGCCGCGUAGGCGGCUAAACCUACUGCAGAGAUUAAAUAUCGCCAUUGAUGUAGCUUGUGCCCUUGAUUAUCUUCAUUAUCAUUGUGGAACACCAUUGGUGCAUUGUGAUCUCAAGCCAAGUAAUGUGUUGUUGGAUAGUGACUUGCUUGCUCAUGUAGGUGAUUUUGGAUUAGCAAAGUUUCUUGCAGAGGCCACACCAACAUUUUCUUCAAACCAGGCCAACUCCAUAGGAAUAAUUGGGACCAUUGGUUAUGUUGUUCCAGAGUAUGUCAAGGGUUCUAGAGUGUCAACAUAUGGAGAUGUGUACAGUUAUGGAAUCCUCAUGUUGGAGAUAUUCAUUGGAAAAAGAACCACUAAUGACAUGUUUAAUGAUGGUUUGAACCUUCACAACUUUGCUAAGAUGGCUAUACCAGAACGGGUUAUAGAGAUUUCUGAUCUUGCUAUUUUCUGUAAUGAAGACGAGGAGAUAAUUAAAAGCUUUCAUACUGCAAAACAUGAGCAAAUUAAGGAGUGCCUCAUUUCAAUUUUUAAGGUUGGAAUUGCUUGUUCCAUGGAAUUGCCAUCAGAUAGAAUGAGCAUUGGUGAUGCAAUUACUGAACUGCAUUUGAUCAAAGUGGAUCUCCUUAGACAUAGGAUACAACAACAAGAAGGUGCAAAUGUGCACUAG